ACUCGUCUCAGCGUCAUGUUGUAACAUAAUCUUUGAGACUCCCUUGUCUUCUCAUAGCAGCAUGCUAGGCAGAAUCUGCAGCGCAAAAUGAACCAGAAAAUAAAUACCUCGCGGUUCUACUUCGAGUUCAAAGGCCAUGCCAUUCCUGAUGUUUCGGCAUUCCGUUCAACUACGCUGUCACUAAGGCCAAGCAAACCUAUCGUAUAUCUGGCCGGUGACUCUUCUCUCGAUAACAAAUAUUGGGUGCCAUCAAGUAGCCCUAGGAGUAUACCUCUGCUUGUGGAUGUACCUGAAAUAUAUCGCUCUACCCUUGAUCGACCUCAUCCAAAGCCUGAUGUUGCCUUCUGGCUAAAUCACUUGCUAGGCGACCGUGCCACUGCGCUCAACUUGGCUGUCGAGGCGUCUACGUUGCGGGAACGGGACAAUUGCCUCCUGGAUCAUGACCAGUUCAUCAGAGACAAUAUCCGCGCUAACGAUAUCCUCAUUGUCUCUGUCGGAUCCAAUGACAUUGCGAUGAAGCCGACAUUUUCAACCAUACGCCACAUGCUACAGCUUGCCUGGUUGACUCCCCGCAGUUCUCUCCAGAAAGGAACGGCGUGGUGUCUCGGCCACUUUGUGAGGAUGUUUAAAUCUGAAGUUGAAUCGUAUGUUUCCAGGCUAGUUGAGAAGAACAAACCUCGAGUUGUUAUUGUCUGCAUGAUAUAUUACCCCCUCGAAGCGAAUGCAUCUAAACAGGAGAGCUGGGCAGACCUGCCACUAAAGUUGAUGGGAUAUAACCGAUUUCCUGGCCAACUACAGACUGCUAUCAGGAUAAUGUACGAGCUCGCAACAAAGCAGAUCCAGAUUCCGGGAGUGCUCGUGGUUCCGUGUGCUCUUUUUGAGUCUCUGGAUGGGAAAUGCGAAGCUGAUUACGUGGCUAGAGUAGAACCAAGUGCAGAAGGAGGACGUAAGAUGGCAUUACAGUUGAGCGAGGUCAUAGACUCGUUCAUCACAGCGCAGACAGACAUCUGAGAUACAUUGCUUUGUACUAAUUACGAUAACCUUGUGGAAUAAGGGCAAUGUAGACGGAGGCCGAAGAAAUAGACCAUAACCUUAAUUUACUCUAUAUGUACAACUUAG
Messenger RNA from Pseudogymnoascus verrucosus, 1119 nucleotides. RefSeq lists its product as uncharacterized. Lineage: Eukaryota; Fungi; Ascomycota; Leotiomycetes; Thelebolales; Thelebolaceae. The coding region runs from base 88 to 1011 and encodes 307 amino acids. The transcript has a single exon. The record is from RefSeq and is a predicted model, not a curated record.